Pezoporus occidentalis (night parrot) is the source of this 1018-nucleotide messenger RNA. It is a transcript of the gene NELFE, whose product is annotated as negative elongation factor complex member E. Gene Ontology annotation, cellular component: NELF complex. The record is from RefSeq and is a predicted model, not a curated record. Lineage: Eukaryota; Metazoa; Chordata; Aves; Psittaciformes; Psittacidae. The coding region runs from base 59 to 997 and encodes 312 amino acids. Gene Ontology annotation, biological process: negative regulation of transcription elongation by RNA polymerase II. Gene Ontology annotation, molecular function: RNA binding. The transcript has 10 exons.
ACCGGUACCUCCCGGUGUCCCCCCCCGGUCCUACCGGUACCCCCCGGGUCCCCCCGCGAUGCUGGCGCUGCCCCCGGGGCUCACGGAGGAGGAAGAGGCGCUGCAGAAGCGGUUCGCGAAGCUGAGGAAGAAGAAGAAGGCGCUGUUGGCACUGAAGAAGCAGCAGAAUGCGGCCGGACCCAGCGGGCAGGGGGGGAUCAAGCGAUCCCUAUCGGAUCAGCCCCCCCUGGACACGGCCAUGGCCACGGAGCAGGCGAAGCUGUUGGUGAAGUCGGGGGCCAUCAGCGCCAUCAAGGCCGAGACCAAGAACUCGGGGUUCAAACGCUCCCGGACCCUCGAGGGCAAACUUAAGGACCCCGAGAAGGGCCCGAUCCCGACCUUCCAGCCCUUCCAACGCAGCAUCUCUGCUGAUGACGACACCCAAGAGUCGCGUCGACCACAGAGGAAGUCGCUCUAUGAGAGCUUUGUGAGUGCCAGCGAGAGGCUACGGGACUCUGAGGGGGGGUCGAGCUCAAGGGGGGACCCCCCCGAGCGAGGGGAGCGGCGCCUGGAGUGGGAACAAGACCCGGAGCCGGAGGAGCGGAGCCGGGACCGGGAUGGACCAUUCCGAAGGUCGGACUCGUUCCCCGAGCGCCGCCCCCCCCGCAAAGGGAACACUUUGUACGUGCACGGAGUGGAGCUGAGCCCGGAGCUGCUGCGCGGAGCCUUCGGCCCCUUCGGAGCCAUCAUCGACCUGGCCAUGGACACCCCCAGGAACUGUGCCUUUGUCACCUAUGAGAAGAUGGAGUCAGCGGAUCAGGCCAUUGCCGAGUUGAAUGGGGCCGUGGUCCAGGACGUGCAGCUCAAAGUCAGCAUCGCCCGGAAGCAGCCGCUGCUGGAUGCGGCCACCGGGAAGUCUCUGUGGGGGUCCCUGGCGGUGAAGAACAGCGCAAAGGGCUCCCACAGGGACAAGCGCACGCAGAUUGUCUACAAUGAAGACCUAUUUGGGGGGCAAUAAAUGACUCCCCCCCCCUUUCAA